Molecule: messenger RNA, 231 nt
Organism: Paramecium sonneborni
Lineage: Eukaryota; Ciliophora; Oligohymenophorea; Peniculida; Parameciidae
Source: the annotation of a GenBank genome assembly
AUGGGGUGUUCAGUCACAAAAACUUAAGAAGAGAAAAAUCUAAAAGCAUCUAAAAAAGAUAAAUUUGAAUAACAUUUGAUAACUCAAAGCCAUAUUUAAUCGCCCCCAAGACUACCCCAAAGCAAAUAAUUUUCGAUUGAGAAAAAUGCAAUAAUCAUAAGAAGAAGAUUAAAGUCUUAGUUAAAGACAAGAACUCGUUCAGAAUUUGAUAAACAAGCUUUUUCUGCUUGA